Phoenix dactylifera (date palm) is the source of this 2650-nucleotide messenger RNA. RefSeq names its product acetyl-CoA synthetase (gene ACS). Lineage: Eukaryota; Viridiplantae; Streptophyta; Magnoliopsida; Arecales; Arecaceae. Gene Ontology annotation, molecular function: acetyl-CoA synthetase activity; AMP binding. The record is from RefSeq and is a predicted model, not a curated record.
AGAGAGGUACGGGCCCAAUCCCUGCGGUAAAGAGAUCUUUUACUUUUAAAUUCGACGAGAUUAAGGUCGGUAGCUUUCCGUCGGAUGGCCAUAUAAAUUACUCGUCCCCCGGGAUCUCAGCGCUCCAUCGGACUCCGAUUCCUCGUCCCCCCGCCCUCCAAGCCCUCUCCUUCUCCUCUCGUUCGGCGGUCUUCCUCUGCUCCGCGGUGCGGCUACUCCCUCGGCGGAGGGAUGGAGACGGGCGUGGCGGCGGGGUCGUUCCCCAAGCGGAGCCUGGUGACGUCCGACCACCUCCGGCACGUGGAGUCCAUGGCCCGGCUGCCGUCCGGCGCUGGCAAGAUCUCGCACCUCAACGCGAUCGUCCUUGGGGAGUCGCUCGCCUCCGAGGAGAACGACCUCGUCUUCCCCAGCCCCGAGUUCUCCGCCAAGGCCCUCGUCUCCUCCCCCGAACAGCAUCGACAAAUGUAUGAGAGGUCAAUAGAGGAUCCUGCGGGUUUCUGGUCGGAGCUCGCUUCCCAGUUCUACUGGAAAGAGAAAUGGGAUCCGGAAGUCUGCUCGGAGAAUAUUGAUGUGAGGAAGGGGACCGUUAAGAUCGAGUGGUUCAAAGGAGCAACAACAAACAUGUGUUACAAUGCUCUGGAUCGAAAUGUAGAAGCAGGGAAUGGUGGGAAAGUUGCCAUCUACUGGGAAGGCAAUGAGCCGGGUCAGGAUGGGCAGCUGACGUAUGCUGAGCUGUUGGAGAAGGUUUGCCAGCUCUCCAACUACUUGAAGCACGUUGGUGUUGGCAAGGGGGAUGCAGUGGUCAUCUACUUGCCUAUGUUGAUGGAGUUGCCCAUUGCAAUGUUGGCAUGUGCUCGCAUUGGUGCUGUGCACUCGGUUGUGUUCGCCGGUUUCUCUGCAGAAUCUCUUGCCCAAAGAAUUCUAGAUUGUAAACCGAAAGCAGUGAUAACCUGCAAUGCAGUCCGGAGAGGUCCCAAAGCUAUCCAUCUCAAAGAGAUAGUGGACAGUGCUCUAACUGAGUGUGCCAAGGAUGGAGUCUCUGUAGGCUUGUGUUUGACUUACGAAAAUGAGUCAGCUAUGAAGAGGGAAGUCACAAAGUGGCAGGAAGGAAGAGAUGUGUGGUGGCAGGAUAUUGUCCCAAAGUUUUCAUCAAAAUGUGCGGUGGAAUGGGUUGAUGCAGAAGAUCCACUAUUUCUCUUGUACACAAGUGGCAGCACUGGAAAGCCUAAGGGUGUUUUGCACACAACUGGGGGUUAUAUGGUAUAUACUGCAACGACAUUUAAGUAUGCAUUCGACUAUAAGCCAUCAGAUAUAUACUGGUGUACUGCUGACUGCGGCUGGAUCACUGGACACAGCUAUGUUACUUAUGGCCCUCUUUUAAAUGGAGCUACUGUUGUGGUUUUUGAAGGGGCUCCAAGCUACCCAGACUCUGGACGAUGUUGGGACAUUGUUGAUAAGUACAAGGUUUCAAUAUUCUAUACGGCCCCAACACUGGUGCGCUCCCUCAUGCGUGAUGGGGAUGAGUAUGUUACUCGCUAUUCCCGUAAAUCUCUGCGUGUUCUAGGAAGUGUAGGAGAGCCCAUCAAUCCUACUGCAUGGAGGUGGUUCUGCAAUGUUGUUGGGGACUCUCGAUGCCCUAUAUCAGAUACCUGGUGGCAAACUGAGACUGGUGGCUUCAUGAUAACGCCUUUACCUGGUGCUUGGCCACAGAAGCCUGGUUCUGCCACUUUUCCAUUCUUUGGGGUUCAGCCUGUUAUAGUUGAUGAGAAAGGGAAUGAGAUAGAAGGUGAAUGCAGCGGGUACCUUUGCAUCAAAAAAUCAUGGCCUGGGGCAUUCCGCACGCUUUAUGGUGAUCAUGAAAGAUAUGAGACAACAUACUUUAAACCAUUCCCUGGUUAUUAUUUCACUGGUGAUGGCUGCAGCAGGGACAAAGAUGGUUACCAUUGGCUCACUGGAAGAGUUGAUGAUGUUAUCAACAUCAGUGGACACCGUAUUGGCACUGCAGAGAUAGAAUCUGCGCUGGUCUCACAUCCCCAAUGUGCAGAGGCUGCUGUGGUUGGAGUCGAGCAUGAGGUCAAAGGGCAGGGCAUUUAUGCAUUUGUCACAUUGGUGGAAGGUGUUCCUUACAGCGAAGAACUCCGAAAGAGCCUAGUAUUAACAGUUCGAAACCAGAUUGGUGCAUUUGCUGCUCCUGACAAAAUCCAUUGGGCACCUGGACUUCCGAAAACAAGGAGUGGAAAGAUCAUGAGAAGGAUUCUAAGAAAAAUUGCUUCGAGGCAGCUGGACGAGCUUGGAGAUACGAGUACCCUUGCUGACCCUAGCGUGGUGGACCAGCUGAUUGCACUUAGUGAUUGCUAGCUGAUAGUAAAGUUUAUGUCUUGUGGAAAUGGAAAAAGUCUUGCACAUUUUUCCUGCUUCACAAGUUAUUCAGCAUUUUACCAGUAUAAGUAGCAUGCCAGGGCUUUGUUUGCCUUUGGUUAAGCUCAUUGCUUUAGAUUUAGAUCAGUGUCAAUGUGCUGCUGAAAUUUUGGUUUGUUGUAGACUUGCCUGAGCAUCGUUGGUGCAGUUCGUGACCAAACGUUCAAAAAAAAAAAUAAUGAGAAAGGUUUUGGUAUCUCAGGGGCAUGCCAUCCCCUGCAUUUGAAUUUUA